UGUGAACGAACGCCGCUUCAGUCAGACUCAGCAAGUAAACAGUGUGGGGCAAGAUGGUUCUCGAGAGCACUAUUAUAUGUGUUGACAAUAGUGAAUACAUGCGAAAUGGAGACUAUGUGCCAACACGUCUCCAAGCCCAACAGGAUGCAGUUAACACCAUUUGCCGUUUUAAACUUAGGUCUAAUCCUGAGAACAAUGUAGGCCUCCUCACCUUAGCCAAUACUGAGGUCCUGGCAACACUGACUACAGAUGUUGGGAAAAUCCUGACUUCACUGCAUAAAGUAAUGCCAAAUGGAUUCAUCAAUCUCCUGACUGGUAUACGAAUUGCUCAUUUAGCGCUGAAACAUCGUCAAAGUAAAAACCACAAAAUGCGCAUUGUUGCCUUUGUGGGAAGUCCAAUUGAGGCUGACGAAAAAGAAAUCAUCAAGGUAGCUAAACGCCUCAAGAAGGAGAAAGUUAACAUUGACAUUGUUAACUUUGGGGAGACAGUCCAGGAUAUCAACCAGUCUCUGUUGGAGGCCAUGGUAAGCACCAUCAAUGGCCGAGAAGGUGGUGGAUCACACUUGGUCACUGUGCCUCCAUCACCUCAUCUAGCAGAUGCUCUCUUGUCCUCUCCUAUUGUCCAGGGUGAGGAUGGAGGAUCGGCUGCAAGCUUUGCAACAGGCGGAGGCUUUGAGUUUGGUGUUGAUCCUAAUGAGGAUCCAGAACUGGCACUGGCUUUACGUGUGUCUAUGGAGGAACAGCGGCAGAGACAGCAGGAAGAGGAACGUCGUGCUGCUCAGGAAUCAGCAGCAAAGGCUCCAUCUGCUGAAGCUACACCUCAGCCACCUGCCACAACACCAACACCCCAACCUGCUGCAACAGAAGGCGGUCAAUCUGAAGAGGAGAUGUUACAACAAGCUCUAGCAAUGUCACUGGAAGUCGGAGGUGCUGGUGGCUCAACACAGGCUAAAGGAUCCACUGCUGCCAAACCAGUUGCAGCUCCAAAAGCUGCCCCUGCUGCUGCUGUUCCAGACUUCUCUGCAAUGACAGAAGAGGAGCAGAUUGCAUAUGCAAUGCAGAUUUCUAUGCAGGACUGUGCAGAGCCUAAGGAGGAACCCAUGGAUGUAGAUACACCAAGUGAAGACAGAGGUGCAAAGGGAGUAAAGGAAAGCUCAGAGGUGAAGAAAGAAGAGGAGGAACAGGAUUUCUCCCAGGUCAUGGCAGAUCCGCCUUUCUAGAGAGUGUCCUUCAAACUUGCCUGGUGUUG
This is a messenger RNA of Penaeus vannamei (Pacific white shrimp), 1249 nucleotides long. The record is from RefSeq and is a predicted model, not a curated record. Lineage: Eukaryota; Metazoa; Arthropoda; Malacostraca; Decapoda; Penaeidae.